Molecule: messenger RNA, 3198 nt
Organism: Heterostelium album PN500
Lineage: Eukaryota; Evosea; Eumycetozoa; Acytosteliales; Acytosteliaceae
Exons: 10
Coding region: 1-3198 (1065 amino acids)
Molecular function (GO): protein binding
Source: RefSeq, a predicted model, not a curated record
AUGGAUAUUGCUAGCUUUGAAGAACGUGCAUCUAUUGCUGAGAAACUAUGCCAAGAUCUUGCAAGUAAGGUAGCAUUACUUGAAGAUCAAAUUCUAAUUGUAAACACAGUAUUACUUAUCAUGCUACCGUGUAUAGAUAAUAAUAGAGCAUCAUCCAAUAACAAUACCGAUUUAGUAUCUUUAGAUGAACACAAAAGAGCAUUGAAGGAAAUUGAAUCAUUAAGACAAGAGAGGGAUAGAAACAAGUACAGAAUCAAUCACCUCAUUAGAAUUUUUACACUCACAUAUAUAUUUAUAAUAACUAGAACUACACUUUUAAUUAACAGAUAUAAACAAAUCAAAAUUCGUCAUUUUAGUUGGAUUAACAGCAACGCAAUAAACAGCAUCAAUAACAACAGCAAUCAACAAAUGGAAGAACCACAAAAACACCAGCUAUCAAGAUUCUUGAAUAUAUUUCAAUACUUGGGUCCAGUUCAUUUGAAGACAUUGAACUCUUUCGUACAGAAACCAGCUGCCACCUUUGUACAGCAACGUGGUGGUAGCGAUGAUAUUGGAUUCGAUGGCGAUGCAAGACAGGGACAACAAGCGAUUUUCAGUCUGAUGGCACUGCUAGACCGUGCCACCGAUGAGCAAGUCGACUCGCUCCUCUCGGUACUGCUCUCACAGAUCCGUGGUCAAGUCGACCAGUCGGACUUGCAACGCGUACACACUAUCGCCACUUCUCUUCGUACUGACACUGCACCUCACCGAAGAUCACAUCACCAAGCUCACCGAUGCUCUCACCUCGAUCUUCCCGAUCGCUCCCUUCUCGCCCGUCGAGCAGGAUCAACAACAACGCACUCACAACUACUUGGUCAUCCUCCAGAAGCUGCAACAACUGAGAUCAACCAACACGGUCUCGGAUUUUCGAUUGCCAACCAACAGAUUUGCGAAACACUCGACCUGAAACCAGACGAAUACUACUUGGCGACCGCCUUGAGAUGUCUGCUACAGAUCGACGAGUCAUCGCUCAUCUCUCUCUUUGAGUCAUUCCCAAAGCUACAAUCACUACAACUGGCCCAAAUCGCUCAAAUCCCAUUCCACUCAAUAUACGAAGUUUAUGAACUGCGGGCAAACCUGUGUUCCCUCGCAUCAGCAUAUCAACAACCAGUUUUAGAUUUUUCAUACCCACUCCCAGACCCACAAAAAAAAGUAGAAUUGAAAAUAGUAGAGCAACCUCCCGAAAAAGCUGUCUACAAGAGAAAUAUCAAACCCGCACCCUCUGUUAUGUUUAAUGCCGAUUCAAAGAUGUUGGAUGGAAGUUAUUAUAUUCAUGCUGCUCUUGUGAGAUGUAACAAUUUCCAAGAGGAGCCAACCUUUAUGACUGGAAACAAGCCAAUCCAAGUCGGAAGUACCAAAGUUGUUGCCUUUAAGAAAUUAAAGAUCCUCGUCACCUCACACCAACAAGGUGAAACAUUGUUCUGUUUUAGAUUCGAUCUUCGUCGUUAUGGCUCUGAUCCAGAGACCAACCCAAACGAUUUCGAACACAUCGCCAACGUCGAUCUGCCACAAGUCAGCGAAGCCAUCCCACUCGGAGGACCAGCCUGUGGAGGUACCAGAGUUGCCAUUCUCGGUGCCAAUUUCGUAGAUACACCAGCUACACGUGUACGUUUCGACAGUGUAGAAGUCACACCAGAGUACCACUCUGCCGGAACACUCCUUUGCUACUCACCGGAACACGCUCCUGGUGUCGUAUCGGUUCGUGUUUCCAACUCGCCAUCGCACUGGUCGUCGUCGUCUGCACCAUACACCUACGAAGAUGAUUCUGUCAUCAACGCAGCCAACCAAGUUCUUCCAGAGCUCACUUUGCCAAAGUCUGCAUUUGGUCUCGACUUUUCCACAACUUUCUCUGCCCAGUUUGUCAUCCGUGGAGCUGGCGAUUCCUCGCUGCCUUCCAACUCGAUGGCCAUGAGAAAUCAAGCACCAACCUCACGUUUCCCAAAUACCAACUACAGUCUCGAUGUCCGUGGAUACUCGAUUCUCCAUUACGUUGCCACCUUUAGCGAUAUCAUCCCAGCAGAGGAAGCACGUCAGAUGAUUGCCGAGAACCUGCCCGUCUUGAACGUCCAAGAUAAAUACGGAAACACCCCAUUACAUUGGGCUUGUAUCUUCAAUGCCAUGAGCAUGAUCAAGUUGUUACUCUCCUUUGGAGCCGCCAUCAAUAUGCCAAACUACCAAGGUAUCGCGCCAAUUCACUUGGCAGUUGCCCACUCGAAUCUCGAAAUUGCCAAACUUCUCAUUAGCGCAGGUGCCAACGUGCAUGCCGCCGAUAUCGAUGGAGUCACUCCAUUGCAUAUGGCCGCCGCCAUCAAGACUGCCUCGGGAGUUUCCACUGCCAUCUUGGCUUUGUUGCUCUCGGUCGGGGCCAACAUCUACGCCACUGACGACAAUGGAGAUUCAUGUCUUCACAACAGUGUUCGUGAGGAGAACCUCGACACCACCCGUUUACUUUUGGAAUACUCCAAACGUUUGGAGUACAACCAAAAGGUAAAGAUCCAAGAGCUCGGAGGUUUCGAUUUAUCACUGGAAGACAGUUCACUCUAUGGCAGUACCAACGAAGAUGGUGAAACACCAUUGCAUCUGGCGGCUUCCAUAGGUUCUCGUGAGAUUUUACAGUUAUUGCUACAAUAUGGUGCUGAUCCAAGUUCGACUGACGUCGACGGUGAAACACCAGUCGACAUUUGCAACUACAAAUAUCCAGAGCUUUUAAAUGAAUUCAAAAAUAGAAACAACAACCAAUCAUCAUCAUCAUCAUCCGCCAACAAAUCAAUCAAUUUUAAUAACAACAAUCAAUCAUCCAAUCAAAACAACAAUAGAUUAGAUAAUAUUAAUUCCAAUGGAAAUGAUGAUAUUAAUAGUAAAAAGUAUUUCAACUUUGAUUGUAUAAAUAAAAUAAAAAAAGAUAACUACAAUCAAAAUAAUAAUAAUGAUAAUAUUGAUGUUAUUGAAAAUAAUAAUAAUGAUAAAGAUAAUAAAAUAAAUCAAAACAAUUGUAAUUUAGAAAAUAAUAAUAAUAAAAAUAAUGAAAAUGUAAAUAAAGAAGUUGUUAGAAAUCAUGAAAUAAAUAAAAAGUUACCAUCUACCUUGCCAAAAGAAGAAUAUUCAGUUCCUGAAAAUCCAAAUAUCGACAAAGGAUAUCUGCAGUCGUCUGAUCAAUAA